AUGUCAAUCACAACCCCUCUUACUAAGCUCCUCAACAUCCAGAGCCCCGUCCUCCUAGCAGGGAUGGCGAAAGCCUCUGGGGCGCCCCUCGCAGCUGCAGUCUCCAACGCUGGAGGGCUUGGCGUGAUUGGUGGGCUAGGCUACACGCCCGAACAAAUGAACGAAAUGCUCACGGAACUCAAGAGCCUGCUCAAGGACAAAUCUCUGCCGUUCGGUGUCGACCUUGCUCUUCCACAGAUUGGCGGCAACGCACGCAAGACAAACCAUGACUAUACGGGUGGAAAACUGGACGAGCUAAUCGAUGUGAUUAUCUCGCAUGGCGCGAAGCUGUUUGUUUCGGCUGUUGGAGUUCCGCCGGCACAUGUGAUCAAGCGGCUGCACGAGGCGGGCAUCCUCAUUAUGAAUAUGGUGGGAGCGCCGAAACAUGCAGAGAAGGCGUUGAAGGCGGGGGUGGAUAUCAUUUGUGCGCAGGGUGGUGAGGGCGGAGGUCAUACGGGUGACAUCCCGUUUUCUGUGCUGAUUCCCGCGGUUGUGGAUACGGUGCAGAAGUAUAAGAGUCCGUUAACGGGCCAGACGCCGCUAGUUGUUGCGGCCGGAGGUGUUAAUGAUGGGCGGAGCUUGGCGGCGGCGUUGACAUUAGGUGCGUCUGGUGUGUGGGUGGGUACGAGGUUCCUGGCGACGGAAGAGAGCGGCGCGAGUAAGUUGCAUAAGCAGGCUGUUAUCAAUGCGCAGUAUGGUGAGACGAAGAGAACGCUUGUGGUGUCUGGAAGGCCACUGCGGUUGCUGCCGAAUGAUUAUAUCAAGGAGUGGGAGAAGAAGCCUGAGGAGAUCGCGAGGUUGACGUCUCAGGGAAUUGUGCCGAUGGAACAUGAUUUCAACAAUGACAAGGAAGUCGAUCUGCCGUUCCUGAUGGGUGAUGUCUCGGGCAUCAUUAAGGAUAUUAAGCCUGCUGGAGUGGUCUUGAAGGAGAUGGUUGAGCAGGCGGCGGAUGUGCUGAAGCGGACUGCUGCUCUUGCUUCAGGUCCUGCGAGCAAGCUGUGA
Aspergillus nidulans FGSC A4 is the source of this 1041-nucleotide messenger RNA. Its product is annotated as NAD(P)H-dependent flavin oxidoreductase. Bases 1 to 1041 code for a protein of 346 amino acids. The record is from RefSeq and is a predicted model, not a curated record. Gene Ontology annotation, molecular function: nitronate monooxygenase activity. Lineage: Eukaryota; Fungi; Ascomycota; Eurotiomycetes; Eurotiales; Aspergillaceae. The transcript has a single exon.